AUGUAUUUUCUGACUUCAUUUUUUUUCAGUUUAGGUGGCGAAUCCCUGACGCUCGUUCAGAAUAUAUAUCUGGUUAAGUGGUUUUCAGGCAAAGAGCUUAACUUUGUUUUCGGUUUCGCUUUGAGUUUCGGUCGCGUGGGCAGCACCAUCACGCUGAAUAUCAUGAGGCCCAUUUACGCGCUCAUCGACCAGUACAUACACGGCCACGUCUGUUUAGGAAUGACAAUGUUUGUCGCGGCUGCAUUUGCAUUCCUUUCCUGGAUGUGCUCGUUGGUGCUGGUAACCUGUGAUCGUCAAAGGAAACGCCAUAAGACUGCUGCCCUGAUGCUGGCAAUCGAUGAGGACAUUUCGGAAUCGUCUGAAGAAUCAGAAAAGGUUCGUUGUUCCGACAUAUUGCACUUGUCGCCGAAGUUGUGGCUUCUGUGCUUCAUCUGUGUUACCUACUACACGUCGAUCUUCCCAUUCGUGUCUAAUGCGCUUAUUAGCAUCGCGCUGGUCGUACAUGUGUUGUUCGCGUUCACGUUCGUGAUCCCAUACGUCAUUGUGGUACUGUCGGGAAUCUCGUACUCAUUGCUAGCGUCCAGUUUGUGGCCGUGCAUAUCUUACGUUGCUGCAUCUAAAGUUCUUGCUACUGCAUACGGUCUAAUUUCGUCGGUCCAGAACUUGGGUUUAGCACUGGUCUAUCUUUAUAUUGGAAGCCUAGUAGAUCGACAUGGUUAUUUUUUGUUAGAGUUGCAUUUUCUGAUCCUGUUAUCAGGUAAAUAUUACUCUACCUUUUUCAAUCUGUUCCAUUCAUACCCUUUUAGUUUCUUUCUUAUUGACUUCGGUGCUGUUUAUGAUCGACAUAUCGACAGGUAAAA
This is a messenger RNA of Soboliphyme baturini, 860 nucleotides long. Lineage: Eukaryota; Metazoa; Nematoda; Enoplea; Dioctophymatida; Soboliphymatidae. The record is from the annotation of a GenBank genome assembly.